AUGUCUGCAAACUCGGAUAUAAAAGCUUCAUCUAACUCCCAAUCGUCCAAUACUUUAAACCUCAACCCUCCUGCACCUACCGAUCAGCACCAGACUUUUACUAGCAAUCAGGCAGCUCACCCCUCCGCAGAUGGUGGUGAUCAAAGUUCUGUUGCCGAUUGGGUUCAAGAUAAUACUCAUUCUGCAAAUGGUAUGUUUCUUAUUCCCCUCUGGUACUAACGAGGUUAAAGAAGCUCAGAAUUCCACUUGUAUUUUUAUAUUCACUCAUUCUCAUAUCUGGAAUAUCUCAGUAUCUAAUAAUCAUUAUUUAGGACUCCAAGCAAGCUCGGAUUCCGAGAACCAUACCUACCUAGAUCCCAUUGAAACUCGGGAGGAGCAAGUUGAUUGCCAGAAGAAAACAUGGGGGCGGAGGAGGGAGCGCAAAUUGAUCUGA
Tuber aestivum (summer truffle) is the source of this 433-nucleotide messenger RNA. The record is from the annotation of a GenBank genome assembly. Lineage: Eukaryota; Fungi; Ascomycota; Pezizomycetes; Pezizales; Tuberaceae.